This is a messenger RNA of Cynocephalus volans (Philippine flying lemur), 1551 nucleotides long. RefSeq names its product transmembrane protease serine 11G-like. Gene Ontology annotation, biological process: proteolysis. Gene Ontology annotation, molecular function: serine-type endopeptidase activity. Bases 1 to 1551 code for a protein of 516 amino acids. The transcript is spliced from 11 exons. Lineage: Eukaryota; Metazoa; Chordata; Mammalia; Dermoptera; Cynocephalidae. The record is from RefSeq and is a predicted model, not a curated record.
AUGAAGCACAAGAUCUUUACUGCUAAUGGACCCAAUGGAGGUGCCAAUGAGAAGAGAGUUCAGUAUAUCAAAAUAGAAUUCAAUCAUGACCCUUAUGCAACAAAUAACAAGAACUGUAUUUUGGAAGAUAAUUCUGGCCACAACAUUGUAGGAUGUAUUGAAGAGGAAGGAAUCUGGAGACAAAGAGAUCUGUUAACAGCCACUGUGAUUGUCCAGAUGAAACACACUGAAUGCCUGAGGCAGGAUGGUUUUAGGAAAGUGCAAAGAAGUGCAAAGAAGAGGACAAAUAGGAAAAGAAUUCACAGGCCAGAAGUACAGGGUAGAAGAACAAGUUCACUGAAACCAUGGAUGAUUGCCCUUAUUAUCAUAGCCGUUGUGUUGGUUCUGGCAAUAGUUAUUGGUCUACUUGUUUAUUUUUUGGCAGAUGAUCAGAAGUAUCACUAUUACCAGGCCUCCUUCCGGAUCCCCAGUAUCGAAUAUAAUCCUGAUUUUUCAGUAGAACAUUCAAAAAUUAGGGCUGAUAUGAAACAAAAAAUCAAUGAUGAGAUAGAUAUGACAUUUCGAAGAUCCAGUUUAAACCAUCUUUACAUCAAGUCUCAUGUUAUCAACCUUAGGCCAAGUAAUGAUGGUUUGGAAACAGAUGUACUUCUUAAAUUUCAGCUUACUUCUAGCAAUGCAGACACAAUAAAAAGGCAAGCUGACAAUAUUUUGCAUCAGGAGUUGAAAUCAAAUGAAAGCUUCUUGAAGAUCGAUACUUCAUCACCUUAUCUUCGAGAUAUAAAUGCAGCACAAGCAGAGCACAUUCUGAACAGCUGUUGUGGUUUAGGGAAGGAAUCCCCAUCCAUGGAAAGAAUUGCUGAUGGUCAAAUUGCAAAAAGUGGUGAUUGGCCGUGGCAAGCCAGCCUGCAAGUGGACGGCAUCCACUUCUGUGGAGCAUCUUUGAUCGGUGAUGAGUGGCUGCUGACUGCUGCUCACUGUUUUGACACUUACAAAAACCCCAAACUAUGGAUGGCUAGUUUUGGAACAACCCUAAGCCCUCCACUGAUGAGGACAAAGGUGCAGUCAAUUAUUGUUCAUGAAAACUAUGCUGCCCAUAAGCACGAGGAUGACAUCGCCGUGGUGAAGCUCUCCACCCCCAUCGCAUUUUCCCAUGACGUGCACAGAGUCUGUCUCCCGGACGCUACUUUUGAAGUCUUGCCUGGCAGUAAUGUGUUCGUCACUGGAUGGGGAGCAUUAAAAGCAAACGGUCCCCUUCCCAAUACUCUGCGACAAGUUGAAGUAAAGACCAUAAGUAAUGAUAUAUGCAAUGAAGUUAAUGUAUAUGGUGGUGCUGUAUCAACAGGAAUGAUAUGUGCUGGAUUCUUGACAGGAAAACUAGAUGCCUGUGAGGGUGAUUCUGGAGGACCUCUGGUUAUUUCACGUGGUAGAAGUAUCUGGUAUCUUAUUGGAAUAGUAAGCUGGGGCAUAGGUUGUGGAAAAGAAAACAAACCUGGACUUUAUACCAAAGUGACUUAUUAUCGGGACUGGAUUAAAUCUAAAACUAACAUCUAA